Messenger RNA from Amoebophrya sp. A25, 7272 nucleotides. Lineage: Eukaryota; Dinophyceae; Syndiniales; Amoebophryaceae. The record is from the annotation of a GenBank genome assembly.
GAAGAAAGAAGCGGCGAUUUGCUGCUUGUAAUGUAGUAUCAAAUCUGUUUGAUUUUAUGGAAGAUUCUUCAUGGGUUAUGCAUCGCUUCGUUGGCUAGUUUAAAAAAAGUACAAGGAGUUACUGUUACUACAUAUAUCUAAGGGAUUGAAUGUGAACCUCAUUGCGUAUCCGAAGUAAUUCCCAUGUUGUAAUGCAUCGACACCAGCAACGGGCCGCAUCUCAACACAUCAACAAGAAAAACCUCAACAUCAAGGAAGCUCGAUAAACCAAGAACACGAAGCCUGCUCACUUCUCACUGCAGCCACAUCCGAUAAAGAUUGUUCCAGUACGUACUUGGUACUCCUAAAUGCGCAACUUAUAAAGCCCUGAUGCUAUUCGAUGGGAUGUCAUGCAUCGAAACCUCCGGUGGCAGAGCAGCGCCGAAGGCUCUCCCUUGGUUUCGUGGAUCCUGUGCAGGUAGCAGGAAAGGUGCUGAGUUCUAGCGUUACAUUCUAACAAGCUGUGUCAAGUUGUCAAAAUGGAAUUGAAAUUCGUGAAGUAGGUACGUACUGCGCUCCCUCAUUUUAAUGAUGUCCUGCCAAAGGAGAACAAGAAUGCAAACAGUCCAAGAAAAUAGAAGCUUUUUCUGUGUCUCUACAAGUAAAACCGUCCUUGUUCUCUGCUGUUUCUACAGUUGAACCCGACGAAAGAGCCGGGAGGAAAUCAGCGGAGUACGAGCGAGUUUUCAUCGCAAAGUCUGGAGGAGAUAUUGGAACAGCGACAUGGGAACGGCGGGAACAGUCGGGGCCCCUCAGAGAUUUUCAACGAGGGGGAACAUUAUGGCGAGAAAAUUGUAGUUGAUGAGGUUUUCGAUUUCGUCUAAGUAAAAUGUUGACUAAUGAGUAACAAGAGUAAUACUUUUAGUACUUACAUACAUACUGAUACUACUUAAUUUUUGCGCCACGAUCAAGAUAAUUUCGAUUCGUGGUUGAUGGAGGUGGAGCUUGUACAACUUUUACUAGUUUCUUACAAGUGUGAAGAUGGCGUCGUGAUGAAUACUAGUGCUGUAUUUUAUUGUUCUACUGGAAACUCCGGAAGCUUUGCCUCGAGAUCGCCUAGAAGUCAGUGAUUGAAACUUUUACUAAGUGCUUAGUCUUGAUGGUGCAUCUUCAUCUCUUUCGUUCAUUUGUGUCAUGGAGCGGCGCCCGUGCCAUUGAGUCGCGUGUCGGGGACGUCGUCGGUGAGCGGAGUAUCAGCUACGUUGAGCACGGCUUCGAGCAAGGAGAAUGCGAAAGACCAUCCGAAGGCAGCGAAUGUGAGCUAUCGCAGUGCAGCUCAACAACUCGCGGCCUCUGGGACAGGAACCAACAACAGCGCAACGCCAGAUUAAGGCUUUUGAUCAUCGCCUUGCAGCUUACAAACAGUCAGUUGUUCUUUGCGGUAGCAUUGAUUCCAGUCAUGCUCAUGGACUGACUCAACGACUGGAGGUGUUGUAGUUCUUCCUCCUAAACAGUACACGGGUAUUCUUAUACUCGAUCUAAAAAGUUGCGCAGAAACAAGAGAAUGCGUCAACAAGGAGUUCGCGCAGCCAGACUGCAGGGUCGACAACAGCAGGCUCAUCCACGGUCUCACAGCGGGGUGGAGGGCAAGGUGGAGGUCCGAGCUCAGAUAUCGGAGGCAAAAAUUAUGACGAACAAAUUGGAAGGACUAGGACUUGUUCAUCUUGUUGAAGAAUGAAAACACUCUCUCAUCGCAUUGAUUCGCACUAAGCCUGCAGAGACUAAGUAGAUUAUAAAUUUGGAUAAUACGAAGAAGAAUGGGAAAGCUUAGGCAGCUUGCCGAAUGGAUUCGCAUCAUCAACACGAAGAAGUUAGAUCUCCGGAGGUACCAUUACCAACUCACUAAGCCGAUUUUUACUAUACUUGUAGAUGUAGCAGUUUUAUUUCCAUCAAGAACGUGUCCACGUCCUCUGCAGCUCUAAAGCCUUCAGCAGAUGAGCGCUUCCGGUGGUGGAGGCAAGCCAAAACCCGGCGAAACAGCAGCCUCAAGCUCCAGCUCAUCGAAUGGAGGAGCCUCGUCGCACAAGAAUAUUUGGAUCGCUGGAAGUCAGACGGACGUAGAACGACAUCGAAGACAGUCCUUCACUCAGAAGACUAUACUGAAGAGCGGAGACGGCGAAAAGAUGUGGCGGGAAGGACUCGGCUUCGUAUGCAAGAAAGGACUUAAACCCGAAGCACCAAACCAAGACUCCUUCCUGAUUGUCAAGGUACUGUUGCUGGCUUUCGAUUUUCUUCCCAGUAUCAGCUCGAUUGUGCAUGAUCUCAGUACUUAGACUUCAUCUACUAGACAUGAAGAUGAAGUUAGCCUUGCAUCUUCUUGCAUAGCCAUAUUUAUAAAUAUGAUCCUUAUAUAUAAUUCCAGAGCAGUUUAUUUUUAUAGCACGCAUUGAUGAGCAUGGAGUGCAUGGAGCGGAGAUCUCUAAAGGACGCAAGAAGCGCCCCCUUUAGCUUCCUGCAGGUCCAUGCGAUCCAUGCACUCCAUGCCGUGCGAGCUGGAAAACCUUAUAAAUAACUGCGUAAUAUUCUCGACCUUCGUUCAGCCACGAAGUAUUUGGAUAUCUCGCUCCGGAGUAAUGAACAUGAGUGAUCAUGAAUUCCAUCACCAUGAGGACCAACCCUUUUCUACAAACACAGACUGGAGACGAUGUUUCGCUGUACGCCGUUUUUGACGGCCACGGUCCAUGCGGUCAUGAUGUUAGUGAAUUUGUGAAGAAUGAACUUCCCAAGGUUCUUUUCACAGACCCUUCACUACUGUCGAAACCUGGGGACGCCUUGAAAAAUGCCUUCCAACGAACGCAGCGCCUGCUGGAGCGUGCUAACGAAGUGGGUCACGUCAACGCACAGUUCUCGGGUAUAAUCUUGGGAAGAAUAUGCAACAGGAGGAGGUUCUUGUAGCUGAAGCUGUGGGCAUGAUGUCUUGCCAUUGAUAUUAAUCAUGAUUGUCAUUUUUACGUAGAAGAGGGACGAUAAGAAAACACCCCAGUAUAAUUUUUGUUGUUACUCAGGAACGACUGUAACAGUUGCGAUACAUCUGCAUUUGCAGGAUGAGUUAUGGAUCGCACAUGUGGGCGAUUCACGAGCAGUCGUUGGACGCAGAGGUCAGGUGGAGGAUACAGCAUCAGCCCGGGGUGAAGUUAGGGCUUCCCCUAAUCCAUGUCCAUCUCUAUAGGGAUCCCGCAGCUGUAUGCACCAACAUACAAGGGAGACGCUAUGGCGCAUUCUUGCGGGAUCCCUACAAGGAUCAGGAUGGAUUGAUGGGACUCUAAUGAAGGUGGUGGUGCCGCAGCGCGGAAAACGCAAACAGCAAAAGUUGACUAUCUCGCGACACAGGGCAGCUCGCAAGGGCUGCAGGUACGAUUCGAAAUAAUUACCUACACUAAGAAAUAUAGAGCUUAUAGGAGAAAAACGAGACAGGUGAUUUUGACUACGGUUUCACGUUUAUUGCCUGCAAUAGGGCACACAAGAAGAACAACAUAUAAAAGAGACAAAAUAGGAAGGUUUCGGUUUGCUCACGCUCACCUCUUCACCACCCAAUGCCACCCAUCAAACACAAUCAGCUUGUUGCACCUGGUGGACAAACUAAUGACACUGGGCCGGGCAGAGGAGGCAAGAAUGAACUUUUUGCUGUGGAUUUGACCCACGAUCACAAACCGGACGAUCCUCUGGAGCGCGAACGUAUUGAAUCAAGCGGCGGUCGAGUUAUCUUUGACGGUUUCUAUUAAGGCGUCUGCCGGGUCAAUCAUGUGGGGAAAACUGAAGUAAGUAGUUAAAGAUCAAAGGGACAGCCGGGUCACCAUCUACUAAGAAUUUAAUAGUAAAUAUGUCUUAGCUAAAAAAUAACAAGAAGUGAAACCAGGAGGAGUACUCCAUUGAUCCUCUAAUUCUCCAAUUAUCGUGUAUAUGCCAGAUCAGGCAAAUACCCAGGACUGAACAUGAGCCGAGCACUAGGUGACCUAGCGGGAUACUACGAUGCGGGGAUAUCAGCAACACCGACUAUCACCUACUACAAACUGUCGGGUACCGCAGCAACGGGCGGCAAAAUGGAUCAUGAAGUUGGGCUGAUGGGCCAGCCAGCAGCUAUAAACGGACAACAGCAGAUACCAGGAGCUAUUGUAAUUAUUCGCAGUAGACGUUACAUGUCCUUGUCCUCCGGCAGGCUAAUCCCACUCCUUCUUAAUCAAAAGUUUUUUGUUCAGGGGUUAGUGUACUCUAUGACCUACUUACAAUCUAGUCCUCUCAUCAUUAUUCGCACUAGAAGUUGAUGUCAUCACAACCUGUAACUUCUUCAUGAUUGCGGCGGUGAACAAUAACAUGUUCAUGUUGAAAUAUAUUCAUGCUUUUUGUCUUUUACUCCUUCUACUCUUACUCAAUUACACGCUACUCUUCCAGUCGCACUACAAUCACCAGCUGCCUACGACAUCUGCGAGCGAGCCGGGGCAUCGCGGUCAUGUUGACGUUUUUUGUGACGGGGGAGUGCUCGGCUCGGACGAGUUUCUUUUAGUGUGUAGCGAUGGUGUUUGGGAGUUCAUGAGCUCACAGGAAUGUGUCGAAAUGGUCGACACAUACAUCAGGUAUCUAUAUCUAUUUUACCGUAUUUUUGUUUCCAAAAACAAGAAGUGCUUCUCAUUUUCUUUAUUUAUAUAUACGUUGUGUCAAACUCAUUCUUCACAUUUUCAUCGCCAGGAACGUCGGUGAAUGCGCGGAAAUUGUGGCUAAGGAGUGUUGGGAUAGGUGGUCGCGGCGCAUGCUAGGUCAGGUUGUGGACGAUAUUACAGCUGUCAUUGUAAAAUUGUGAGAGUACUAAAUGACUAGGUGGCGGAAAAGAGAAUUCGUUUUCAGUGGGAGAUUAGGUGAGAGUGAGCAACCGGUUGGCGAGGUUGGAUGUUCUGUUCGUGAAUCUUCCAAAAUAAUUUGGUGACUACUUUAAUAUGAUUCUAUUGCCGUAAGCUUGAUAGAGAUAGAGACAUUUUCUGUAAAGUUUGCAGAGAAAGACCAUCCUCACCAAGAAAGUAAGGCACGACUGCAAGUACAAGAAUAGGAUUUAAGAAUGUUAGAGUUGACAAGCCGUGUUUGGAUACAGAGUCUGUUAGAUAUAUGGACAUGCACAUGAGGGUUGCAACAUUAUGGACAGCGCGACUGAUAUGAAGGAGUUUGAUGGAUGAAGAUUUAUGCUAGAUUUUGAGAUGAAUUCUAGAAGCAACCAGAAGUAUGUAUAACUUAAUGGACAGACCGAAGCGGAGCGAUGUGAUAAUGUUUGGUACAAAGACGGGUCGAUGCUGAGAUUCCGCUCCCGCGAUAAAUGCUCAAUAGGCAAUAUACAGGUUCUCGGGCUGAUGAUUUGGAUUUCACACUACGUAGACGAGAGGAAUGAAUCUUUGAGUAUUUCAAUUGGUCGGAUGUGUAAUUGGUAGGUGGAUCGAAAAAAAAAUAGAAUGAAACUAGACUUCCACUUCCUCGUGGAACUUUGGUGGAACUGUUUGUCACGUCUACUUCUUAGUUUUUGAUACAUCAUGAAUGCGGAAUGGAGGGGAUUCUUGAUUUUGUGCUGGUUGUACUUAUUUUUUGAUCGGCACCGCAGAUCCCGGCGACGUGCGGUCCGUCGGCCGUUCGAGGUCUUCUGGUUAUCCUGAUGGGCAGUUUCACCAGCCGGCUGCGCUAUUGGUUUGGUUAUAAGUAUCUUAGAUUUUCUAGUAUCUCUAUGUUCAGUUUAUCAACCGCCAGCCCGAGAGUCACCGCAAUAUCAUGCGGUCCGACGAGUAGCUGUUCGCGCAACAGAGAGUAUCAUUAUGUCAAUUUUGAUUUACCUUGCUAGAUAUGUUGUGAUUCGAAGUCCCAAGUAACAAGUAUGUUGCUGUGCGUACUGGUAUUGUGUCCACCUUCUCACCCCACACGCCGAGGUACUUCUCUAAAUGAUCACAGACAGCUAGCGCUCUGGGCACGAAAGAAUGUCUAUCACCGAACCCGUGAUUUGAACUUCUCCUUUUCCGCUCACGAAAAUCGAUUUUUGCGCGUUGUAUAGAAAUACAUGAACGAACAUCAUUCACCAUGAUGGCUAAUAAUUAAACGGCCAUACUAUUUGAAUUUAAGUACUCGUCGUCAAAAUCAAAAACAAGAACAAAAUCAAUGUAGUUAACUUGUACUUACCACAUCAAUCAAGAUCAACAUGAUAGAUUAGUCUUGUUCUACCUACGCGGGAGCGCAUAGCAAGUUGCGGUGGUCGAGAGCGACGCGCAAUUCUCACUGGUCAUUUGAUGGCUGCAUCGGCUACCUUACCGCUGGGAUAUAUGAUUUCGUCGGACGUUCUGCAAUUAUGUGCUUAUUGUUUCUGAAGUUUUCCUUUAUUUGAUAGCAAACGUGUACACGAACAAGCAAUAGAACAAGUUGUUGUUGUGUACUACCACUAGUCUUGUUCACCAAUUCCAAUAUUAUAAUCAUGGGUCGUGUUGUUGCUUAGUGUUGUUGCUUAGGAAAAUCUGCUAUCUCGAUUCUCCGAAUCGAGCCACGCUGGAGUCCAGAAGAUGUCCAAGUGUCUCGAAACGUGUUAUGAGGGCAUGGGGGAUGUUGCCAUAGAGGAAGAUAGCAUGGAUUGGACGGAAACUAUUGUUCUCUCGUCUUGUUGCUAAACAUAGUUCAUGUUUUAGCUUUAGUCUUCGUCAUUCGAUUACAAAUGCUCCUUUCGCUAUCGUUGGGUACACACUAAGUAGUUGUAUUUGUCAGUGUGGUUUGACUAUGAUAUUGAUGAGUUGUAAAAUUUGUUCGACAUUGAAGUAGAAGUACGACUGGAAUUUUGUCAAGAAGAUAGUUUCGUUCAAUGAGUUACGCGUUCCUUGUUGAGUUCAUUCACAUGACAGGACAUUCUCAGUUUUGUUGCCUCUUCUCCCACUAGGGAAAAGAUUCUCCUGCCACUAGCAGAUCGGUGACCUCUUCGAAAACUAUGAUCUACAGGAGGAGAGCGACCAUAUUUCCUCUCCGCCCACGACAUAAUUCGCAGCUGGGCAAAAACGCAAGAACGGGAACCAGCUUAUAGCUUUGGUUAUCAUGAUAAGAAGAUGCAACAUCAAUCAUAGGAUAUGUUCUUGCUUAUCAGCAUCAUCUUCAUGCCGCUUCUCGCGUUAGAUGUCAAUCAAAAGUCGUUUGCAAUAGCACACCUUAUAAUUCUUGAACCUUAAUCUCCUGACCCCUUCACUCGGUAAAAAUGAAGACGCCCUUCGAUUCUCUGGUAUCUUCUUAGAC